Molecule: messenger RNA, 855 nt
Organism: Acanthosepion pharaonis
Lineage: Eukaryota; Metazoa; Mollusca; Cephalopoda; Sepiida; Sepiidae
Source: the annotation of a GenBank genome assembly
AUGCAGGGAAUGCAUAAUGGUACAGAGGUUUCACUUUGUUCAAGCAAUAUAAAAUUUCUUUCUUUUUUUCUCAUCUCACUUCAUUCAGCAAUAUACAAUUUUUCUUUCUUUCUUUCUUUCUUUCUCAAUCUCCUUCAUUCAGGCAAUAUACACUUUUUUUCUUAUAUUUACAAUCUCUUUCGUUCAGCAAAUAUACACUAUCAUUCCUUCACAUUCUUCUCCGUACACGAAAUAAAAUCUUUAUUUUUCUUUCUUAUUCUCCAUCAUUCAGCAAUAAACGCUUUCUUUCUUUUACAUUCUCCUUCGUACAGGCAUUAUAAGGUUCCUUUCUCAAUCUCCUUCGUUCAGGAACUUUCUUUCCUUCUUUCUUUCUUUCUUUCUUUCUUUCUUUCUUUCUUUCUUUCUUUCUUUCUUUCCCGCGCUCAUUCUUUCAGCCAAUAUAUUCACCCUCUUUUCUUCUUUCACCUAAUGUAUUCUUUCUUUCUUUUUUCCAUUCAGCCAAUAUACACGUUCUUCCUUUCUUUCUUUCUUUCUUUCUUUCUUUCUUUCUUUCUUUAUUUUCUUUCAUUCAUUCGUUCAGCCAAUAUAUACCUCCUCUUUCUUCGUUCAUCCAAUGUACUCUUUCUUUCUUUCUUUCUUUCUUUCUUUCUUUCUUUCUUUCUUUCUUUCCUGCGCUCAUUCGUUCAGCCAAUAUAUUCACCCUUUUUUCUUCGUUCACCUAAUAUAUUCUUUCUUUCUUUUUUCCAUUCAUCAAAUAUACUUUCUUUCUUUCUUUCUUUCUUUCUUUCUUUCUUUCUUUCUUUCUUUCUUUCUUUCUUCUAUUUAGCCAAUAUACACUUUCUUUCUUGUGAAUAG